Molecule: messenger RNA, 1593 nt
Organism: Naegleria lovaniensis
Lineage: Eukaryota; Heterolobosea; Eutetramitea; Acrasida; Naegleriidae
Exons: 3
Coding region: 1-1593 (530 amino acids)
Biological process (GO): phospholipid metabolic process
Molecular function (GO): phosphatidate phosphatase activity
Source: RefSeq, a predicted model, not a curated record
AUGCAACAACAACCCUUGACCAUUAGCACUGUUUCGAUUACUCCUUUUGGUUCCUCCUCCACAACGAACAUCUCUUCUCAUCCUUUUCCACUCCAAUCGCACCACAAUCCUCCGAAUGCUGCUGAAACUUUUAUUGAAGAUGAAAAACCUUCUCAAUCAUCUUUGCAGACACCUCCUCUUAUUGAAGAACGAAACCAUCCUUCCGUAGUAGUUAAUUUGGCAAUUCCCACACAAGCACAACCUGGAAGCUUACCAGAAAUUAUUUCACAUCAAGUCAAGACACAACCAAGCAGCAGUAUGAAAUCUUCACCUUCUCGUGGUAGUGGUGUAUCAUUCAAAUCCUUUCUUUCUGCCUUAACCUUUCUCAUCUUGACACGAAAAACGUAUCAUAAUUUUUUCAAACCUCAACACGAGAGAGAAGCAGCUGUUGUUGUUGCUCCUCCUUUCAAACAUACCAAAGAAGAAGGAAAUUCUUCACCACCACAACACCACCACCACCAUGAUUCAUUGUUGCAAGAACCCAAGAAUCAUGACAUGGUUCAUGAACUGAAUGAACAUCCAACAAGGAACGAGACGACUCAAUCAUUGCAACAACAUGUCUUCAAUCCUCAUUUCAUUAGUUCUUCCUAUAACCUAAAAAAGGAUUUUUACUCAAAAUCGAAUUGGACACAAAUUGUCUUUGAUUAUAUCAUGGAAUGGCUCGUGAUCCUUGUGGUAGGAAUUAUUGCAGCAAUUUUAUUCCAGGUACCAUAUCCCCAAACCUUGUACUUUCGAUUGGAUGAUCCUCGAAUUGGAUAUCCCUUAUUGGGAAUUCAAACAGUUCCUUUUAAUUUGAUUGUGAUUGCAUUUGUGGUGUGUAUUCCGAUUGGAUCCUUGUUGUUGUUUCAAUUGGUGUUUGUGAGGAAUUUACAUGAUACGCAUCACAUGUUAUUGGGAUAUAUUCAAUCGUUGUGUUUCAGCAUGUUAUUCAUGAUGUUUUUUUGGUUUUUUUAUCCCGAUUACAGACCUAGCUUUCUUCAAGAAUGUAAUCCCAUUGCUGCCAAAGUUCAAGCCCUCCAAAACGAACGUACGAAUCAUUUCAAUACAGUUGUGUAUUAUUUACCUCAUGAAAUUUGCUCACAACCAGAAAAGUAUCGAGGAAUGAAAGUGAAUAAUACUCCAGCAUUUCCAAGUGGACAUGCAGCAAAUUUGUUUGCUGUUUGGAUUUUUCUCUUGCUCUACGUGUUUGCAAAAACAAAGGCUCUCUCGCUGGCGCAAGAUCGAAAUAGACAAGAUCACAGAAAUGGAACACUUACAAGCACUGCCCGAAGAGGUAUUCUUUUCUUUCCAUUUGUUGCGCUUUUAAUUUUGGCAUGCUUAAUUUGGAUUGGAGUGUUUUCAAGAGUAUUGGAUUACCAACAUACAUGGACGCAAGUCAUUGUUGGAACAAUUAUUGGAGUGCUGUGUGGAAUAAUUGUGUACAUGUACAAGUACGGCAGUUUAUUUGGUCACAAUUCACACAUUCCAUUGUAUUAUUAUUGGAAAGAUGAUUACAAUAGUGCUCAUGAAAAUCAGCAACAAUCGUCUAGUGACAAAGCGAUCAGUAAGGAAUAG